Trichoderma atroviride IMI 206040 is the source of this 402-nucleotide messenger RNA. RefSeq lists its product as uncharacterized. Gene Ontology annotation, cellular component: mitotic spindle pole body; mitotic spindle; DASH complex. Gene Ontology annotation, biological process: mitotic cell cycle; attachment of spindle microtubules to kinetochore. NCBI's taxonomy places the organism in Eukaryota, Fungi, Ascomycota, Sordariomycetes, Hypocreales, Hypocreaceae. The record is from RefSeq and is a predicted model, not a curated record.
AUGUCGUAUCCCACCAGAUCUUUUUCGUCGCAUCUGCGCGCACAAAGCAGUUCAACCGCCUCAGCUCCACAGUCACCAGCACUGCUGGCCCGAAUCGAAGAGAAGAAGGCAGAGCUUGAGAAUUUGAAAGAGCUCAGAGACUUGAGCGCAGCAGUAGCAACCCAGAUGGAGGCUCUGGAAGAGAAACUGUCCACCCUGUCUGAUGGAACAGAGGCGAUUGCUGCUGUGGUUGGCAACUGGCAUAACGUGCUUCGUGCCAUCAACAUGGCUUCAACAAAACUAGCAAAGACAGCAGCCGAUGCUGGCCCAGAAGAAGAAGCGUCCUCAUCGACUGGACCACUACCCCAAACUCUAGUACGAAUUCCUACGGAGCAUGCACCAGCACUGCAGGCGCAAGCAGAA